AGAAGAAGAGGCGGCAAAUUUGGAAGGUACAGACCUGUGGUUUGUUGACGUCUUGUCGUACAGUUUCGGUCAUAUAUCGACAAAAUGUCGGAAGAGUGCGGCUAUUCUCCCAGCUUCAAGCGGCCUUCGGAAACCAUGCGCAUGCGAAGGAAAAGAUCCCGCAGCGAAGCUUUCCCCAGCCCGGGCGGUGGUCACGACGGCAGCGGUACAGGACAAACAAGCCCGUCGCCGCCUUCGUGUCCGUCCCUCCGUCCCUUCGCACCCGGUCCGCUUGUCGGCAAGCUGAGCCGCUCCGCCGGCGCGGCGAAACGCAGGAACCCGUUCGCCAACAUCGAGAACAGAUUCGGUCUCACCCGCGACGACGGGAAAGAUGACAAGAUGGAGUCGACGGCGGAGGGAGUUUCGACCGCCAAAGCAGAAGAUGCGGACGUACCGACGUCUUCUCCCGAGUCUUCCCUUCAGUCUUCCCCUGGUUCCGAAGGGGGGGACGUCCAGACGCCAUUGUUGAAGACCGUGGCUCCUGAACCCGCAACGCCCUCCCUCUGCACGGAAUACCCGAUCGACUGGAGCCUGAAGACCCGCCUGCUCUUCUCGUCCUCGCUGACCUUGGCUUGGACGGAGCAUCCAAAAGCUCAGGAAGAAGCGUUGGGGCUGAGCCAGCACUGCAGGACACACUUCACCACCGUACCACACUGCCUGCAGGAUGCGAGGUCGUGCGUGGAUCUGCGUUGCGCCUUCCAGCAGAGUCUGAUCUACUGGCAGCACCCCAGCCUGCCGUGGGUGCCGCUCUUCCCCAGGAUGGACGCUGAGCGGAGGUUCGCGGGCACCAGCGCCCCCUGGGCGCACGAUGCGGCGCUGCAGCAGAGCCUGAUGAGCGAAUGGUCGGCCGCUCUGUCGUCGCUGUACGGGCUCCUGAAGGCCAGGCUGUGUCCGUACUUCUACGUGUGCGCGCAUCAGUUCACAGUGUUGUUCAGGGCGGCCGGCGUGGGAGGUUCCAGCGGCGUCACCGCCACGAUGUCCCCCACGAGCAGAGGCCUCCGAGACGCCAUGGAGGCUGAAGGCAUCCGCUUCACGUUGCCUCUGAUGGAGGAAAGGAGGAAGUGCGGAGAGCCGCGGGACGAGGAUGACGACGAAGACGACGACGACUGCGGCGGCGGCCUGUCCUGGCUGGAGGAAAUCGGAGUACGGGACAAGAUCAGGAAGCCAGACGGCGUCUCCGUUCAACUCAAAGAGGGCCGGGCGGCCAUUGUGGACCACAAGCCGGAGUCGGCGGCAUGCGUGGAAGGAGCGCACACCUUCACGCUCAUCAACUUCCUCAUCAACUCCAAGGGCGUGGUCGCCACGGCCGGCUCACAGGCGGGACUUCCUCCCACGCUGCUGGCCCCCCUCGCCUUCAGGGGUGCCGCCUUGCACACGCUCAAGGCGCGUUGUGUGAACGUGAAGAGCCAGGUUGGUUCCACCUACCAGAACGUCAGCAGUCUCGAGAUAGCAGGACCCAUCCUGCCGUCCUCCCUCCACGCCAUCACCACUUUGCUGGGACCCGCCCAGAAAGGGAACUUUUCGGCUACGCUCUACACUCACACGCCGACGGCCGUCCUCAACGUCCACGAUCCCCGGCAACAGGUAGAACCAUCCCUGGAACGUUGUUCGAGUACAACACGUUUACCUUUUCACAUGGGAUCCAUGCAGUGCGAAAGCGGCUCGGCGGACCUGUCCCAAUGCGGCCUCCAUCCCGCCUCCGUCAGGCAGCUGCAGCGACCGUCUGGCCUGGGAAAGUCGGCGCUCACGCAGAUCACCAUGAAGGACUACAGCUACGCCUGGAAGAACUGAUCCUGGUGCUGCUUUUUCCUCCUAUUUUCUACACAUUGUGUUCUUUGGUCUUACUUUUUUAUAAUUAUGCACAUUAUAGCAUAUUAAUAAAUAUUUUCCUUUUAAUGCAGAGGUCUUCAAAUGACCUCAAACUAGGACCACAUUUUACAGUAUUUUAGUCAAAUAUUUCAGUGACUUAUUUUUGUAUUUUCUAAAUUCUAUGAAUGAAUGAAUAUACAUUUAUGUAUUUAAAACUUUAUU
Molecule: messenger RNA, 2070 nt
Organism: Doryrhamphus excisus (bluestripe pipefish)
Lineage: Eukaryota; Metazoa; Chordata; Actinopteri; Syngnathiformes; Syngnathidae
Source: RefSeq, a predicted model, not a curated record